AUGGACUAUGUCGGUCCACUGCCUGCUUCGGGUAAAUUCAGAAAUACGUGCGUACUUGUGAUUACAGACGUAUUCAGCAAGUUCGUCAUCGUUCAACCGUUCCGUCAAGCCACUGCAGAGUCCUUGGUACCGUUCGUGGACAAUAUGGUGUUCCAAAUGUUCGGAGUACCUGAAGUAGUACUCACAGACAACGGGACCCAAUUCGUCUCUAAACCAUUCCAGGAGCUACUGGCGAAAUACCACAUCACCCAUUGGAAAACGCCAAGCUAUCAUCCACAAAUUAACGAUUCAGAAAGAGCGAACCGUGUAAUUGUGACCGCAAUCCGAGCGACCAUUAAGAAGGAUCACAAGGAGUGGUCAAAUAACAUACAAUCUAUUGCCAACGCUAUCAGAAACUCAGUACACGAAGCCACGCGUUACACACCAUUCUUCACGGUUUUUGGAAGAAAUAUGGUUACAGAUGGGCGGGAAUAUAGCCGGUUGCGGGAUACAAAUGCCCCGUAUGAAAGCAUCACCAAUUCGGAGCGAGAAAAGCUUUACUCAGAAGUUAGGGAAAAUUUAAAAGCAGCAUUUCAAAAACACUCUAAGCACUACAAUCUGAGGUCAAAUGCAAAUUGCCCAAAAUACAGCGUGGGUGAGAAGGUUCUAAAGAAAAAUACCGAACAUUCUGAUAAAGGUAAAGGUUAUUGCGCAAAGUUAGCAGCAAAAUACAUUCCAGCCACGGUUAAAAGAAUCGCGGGGGAAAACUGUUACGAAUUGAUGGAUGAUAAAGGGAAAAAGCUGGGAGUAUUCAACUGUAGUUUCCUCAAGAAAUUCAAUAGUAAAGCGUGA
This is a messenger RNA of Toxorhynchites rutilus septentrionalis, 831 nucleotides long. RefSeq lists its product as uncharacterized. Gene Ontology annotation, biological process: DNA integration. Gene Ontology annotation, molecular function: nucleic acid binding. Lineage: Eukaryota; Metazoa; Arthropoda; Insecta; Diptera; Culicidae. The coding region runs from base 1 to 831 and encodes 276 amino acids. The transcript has a single exon. The record is from RefSeq and is a predicted model, not a curated record.